AUGAGCAGCAGCGUCCAGCGUUUCUUGGGCAGACGGGAUCGCCGAUCAAAAGUACUUCUACCCUUUCCUGCCUCCUCUGAUUCUGUCAACAUUGCGACUCCUGCUGACCGCGGCCUCUCUCUCGCUUUGCAGAAUCUCCCCGACGCAGGCGCUUUUGGUGGCCUUUUCGUUCCCGAAGACAAGAAGAAGCCCGAGAAAGAGGAUGAGAAGAGGACGCGUUCACAGAUCAAGGCAAUUCUCGCUCGGCUGCAGAAAUAUGGAAUCACUACCUUCACCGAAGCAAAUGUCAACUACGCGUUGCAAGCUACAAACUCGGCGGGCAAUGGCGACGAAGCCAUGCGGUUGCUGCUCCUCCUCGAGGAUACGUACGAAGGCUUGGUCAAGAUGUACGACCCCUCGACCAAAUUGCUUGGAGCGGAGAACCGCAACGGCGUGACCUGUUACCUCGAUGCUCUCCUCUUUGCCAUGUUCGCGCGCCUUGACAGCUUCGAGGCCAUGCUAUACAACUCGUUUGAUGACCUCCCUCGGAAGAAAUUGGCCGGUCUAUUGCGUCUAUGGGUCAACAUGCUGCGCUCUGGCAGACUCAUCACUCGAGACAUUGUACGUGUUGGCUGUCCGAAGACGGUUCCCUCGUCACCGCUGACCUCUCCGUCCAGANCAAAAUACCUGCAAGACUCGCUCGCCGAAUGUGGUUGGGAAUCAGCAGCCGAGCUGUGUCAGCAAGACACUUCCGAAGCUUUUACCUUCAUUACUGGUCAGUUAGAGCUCCCACUACUCACCCUCAAGAUGGACCUGUUCCACACCGGCAAGGAAGACCCAGCCGAUGACCACAAGUUUGUCAACGAACGCCUGCUCGAGGUUGCGGUUGCUACGGAACCGCCCGAGGGAAGCACCGUCGUUACUCUCGAAGACUGCCUGGAAAACUACUUCAACAACCGCAUCGAAGUCAAACGUCAUCUUGACCGACGCAAUACGCUGCAGUCCGUAAGGUCCAACGAAGCACUCCGCCGGAUCAACUCGUGUGAAAAAGGUGGAGCUAUGCACGUCGAGACGGUCGAGUACUUUGACCAGGCAGUCACACCAAGACCGGAACCUAGUACUCCAGUCAAAUCGCCUUCCUCCACACCUAGCACGCCGAUCAAGUCUCCCCUCGAUAAGAUCAGACCCGGUGUGAAUAGAAAGCGUGCCGAUAGCAUCUUCAGUCAGCGAAGAGUGGCAGAGUCAAAAUCGGACGAGAAGAAGAGACCGGAUGAUGCGAAACAUACUUCCGGACGGCCGCGUAAGAACUCGGUUCGCACCGAGGUUUUGAUGCCUGCCUGGCAGUUCUUCAAACUACUUCCAUGGUAUACUGAGAACAUCGUCCCUACCAGCGACGCCCAGGUCGCUGCCCAUUUCUCCAGGAAGCGCCCAAUGCUCGGCAUCGCUCUCAAGAGAUAUCAAUACUCCAACACGGGCGUCGCGAGUCGUCUGGACACCUUUAUUGACAUCCCUCUGGAGAUCGCUGUGCCUAGCUUUGUGUCUGACGACGAGAUGGAAGACCAUAGCCCGCUUGUUGGAAACUUCAAGCUUGUUCUUCAAUCUGUCGUCUGUCAUCGUGGUGUGUCGGUCAAUUCGGGUCAUUAUGUUUCACUGGUCCGAGGACGUGCUGCCAAUGCUCAAACCACUGCUCAAAGUGUUGACGAGCGCUCUGAUCGUCCCGACACUGCUGAGAGCACCGAAGAAGAAGACCCUUGGAUGUUGUUUGAUGACCUCGCCAGAGAACGCGUCACCUACAUCGACAUCAAUCAAAAGCUAAAGGAGGAAUGCCCCUAUCUGCUGUUCUACCAGGUGCAGCCCAUCGAUGAAGAACUCGUACCCGAUGCGCCUCCAACUUACGAUGAGGCCAUGUCACGUCAUCCCUCAGAUUCGCUCGAGUAUUCUCCUGAGAAACUCAAGAAAAUCGGCAGCGAUGAAAAUGACAUGGUUUUGGUCGAGUCUUCCUCACCAACAUCACCUAACGGACUGACGGGUACCGAGACGGUUGACUGGACAGUGUCUUCUAACAGAACAAGUCUAGACAUACGUGGAAGGACAAGUCUGGAUGCACGUCGCAGCAGCAUGGCGGACGACGGUAGCGCCGCUGGCAGUCAAGCCACCACUUCGGUACCAUCGACGCCAAUCGACGAGUCGCGAGGUAGCUUCCUUGGUAUUCCGUCUAGAAGAGGUAGCAAGGUCAGCACCAAGAAGACACCAAAAUCGCGCCCAGGCUCUACGGAUGGCGGAUCUCGGUUCAGUCUGAACAUGAGCAAACUCACUAGUCGUGUAAGCCGGACAGAUCUCACCAACCUCGCCUCGGCAGCCGAACAGGAUGAGGAUCUGGCCCAUGGCAAAGACACUGAAGGGCCGCCGACGGUCAGUGGUAGCGAGGCGUCUGUCGAGAGUCUCAAGAAUCUUGAUGCCAAGAUGGCCGAAAAGGCGGAGAAAGAGCGCAUUGGCAGAAGCAAGGUCAGGAAGGAUCGAGGUGAUAAAGAAGGACAUUUCCAUCGCAAGCGGAAAACAGAGAAACCGGACAGGGAGUGCGUCGUCAUGUAA
Aureobasidium uvarum is the source of this 2571-nucleotide messenger RNA. The record is from the annotation of a GenBank genome assembly. Lineage: Eukaryota; Fungi; Ascomycota; Dothideomycetes; Dothideales; Saccotheciaceae.